Trichoderma virens Gv29-8 is the source of this 612-nucleotide messenger RNA. RefSeq lists its product as uncharacterized. Gene Ontology annotation, molecular function: copper ion binding. The record is from RefSeq and is a predicted model, not a curated record. The transcript is spliced from 2 exons. The annotation marks the transcript as partial. NCBI's taxonomy places the organism in Eukaryota, Fungi, Ascomycota, Sordariomycetes, Hypocreales, Hypocreaceae.
GAAGUCGCAGUCUUCAGCGGCGCCUCUGGCCUUGAGGCUCAGGACCUGGGCGCCAAACGCAUCGAAAUCAAUGCUCCAGGCUCGUACGAAGAAGGCGGCCUUACGCCCCCCGUCAAGGAGCUGACCUCGAUUGCCUCGCAGCUUGAAAUUCCCGUCCGCAUCAUGAUUCGCCCUCAUCACCUGCUCCAAGACUUCAUCUACACCGACGACGAGAUUGCUCUCAUGCUGCAAGCCAUCCACGACUUCAAGGCCACUAGAGUUCUCAACCCCAUCCGCGGCGACGGCUUCGUUUUUGGCAUCCUCAAGCGUCAGACCAAAGCCUCUACCCUUGCAAAGUACCCAGAAUUCAAGUACACCAUCGACGAGGAGCGCUGCAAACUCCUCAUCGACGCCGCCCGCCCCUUCCCCUGCAUCUUCCACCGCGCCUUCGACCCCAUCGCCGCCGGCGAGCGCUGGGCAAAGGGCAUCGACAUCCUUGUCCGCUGCGGCUUCGACGGCGUCCUGACCUCGGGCGGCCUCGGCAACUGCCACGAGAACCUCGAGAAGCUCGACGCAAUCUGCCACCGCGCCGCCCCCGGCAGCCUGCAGGUCAUCGCCGGCGGCGGCGUCCGC